AUGGUGCUAAUAGUUGAUACAUUUGAAGUUCCGUCUCUACUGAUAUCCCAGAAGCUCUUCCGGUCUUCGUCUGUUGUGGAGAUAGAGGAGGUGACGAAAGAGACGAUAGAUGAGGUUUUAACGGCGGACGGGGUAUAUAGUAUUCAUAAGGAAUGCUUUGACUACGAAAGGAUCAGAUGGAUGAAAUACUACUUCAAUGAGGUUGUCGAGGUGUUUGCAAAUGUCCAAUACAUUAACAAAAGCAAGAAGGUUGUUAGGUACUACUCGAUAGUCAGGGAUGCAGAAGGAGUUGCCACAGAUCUGGUUGAGAUCAAAGAAGACGAAGAAAAAGAGGCAUAUGACAAGACGGCGUUUCUCCCACAUGUUCAAGCACAAGAAGAGGAAAUUGUUAUUUUCCCGGAUGAUGAAGACUGA
Molecule: messenger RNA, 414 nt
Organism: Encephalitozoon intestinalis ATCC 50506
Lineage: Eukaryota; Fungi; Microsporidia; Unikaryonidae
Exons: 1
Coding region: 1-414 (137 amino acids)
Source: RefSeq, a predicted model, not a curated record